AUGUCCCUCACAUCUAUCCACCUAUCCGUACAGAGUAAGUAUAUUCGCACAAAUUUGAGACGGCACCCAGGCGUAACAUGCCCCAUUGUUCGAGACGCUGAGUCUGGAGACGCCUCGGCUCCCCUUCACAUGCAUACUUACCCCUUUGAAGCCUUAAGAUGCUAUAGUAGAGCCAGGAUUACCAUUGGCAUGACUACGAAAUACUGUCUUAUGUCGGAUCAGCGGUGCAAGAUGCCGGCAGUAGUGGAGACCAUCUGGCUAAGCGAUGGGCACUUGAGCAAGGGGUUCAAGUAUCUUUCCGUGAUCACCCUCCAUCCCCCGGCCAGCUAUGAUUAUAGAGAAGCAAAGGACACCCUAUAG
Microsporum canis CBS 113480 is the source of this 360-nucleotide messenger RNA. RefSeq lists its product as uncharacterized. Lineage: Eukaryota; Fungi; Ascomycota; Eurotiomycetes; Onygenales; Arthrodermataceae. The coding region runs from base 1 to 360 and encodes 119 amino acids. The record is from RefSeq and is a predicted model, not a curated record. The transcript is spliced from 2 exons.